AUCACAAAACAAAAUCUAAAAAUUUGUUUCAUAAAAAUUAACCUAAACGAUUUUCGUCGUUGAGCAGCAAAAUUCAUUGUUUUUUUUUUUUGGCAAACAAAGAAGAAUACAAUCUAAUAAAGUUCAGAAGGUCCGUAAGUGUUAUUCUUGAUCUGAAAGAGGGAAAAAUGUUCUGUGAAGAAGUAGCCAUGGAACUGCUAAACCCAGAGGUCAACUAUAAGCCAGAAGUUAAAAUAAGAACGCAGCCGAAGCCAAAAUGGAAAGCUGAGUUGGUGAUCAGCGAUAAGCGAAAGGGAACAUCGGCGGUUGAUCCUUAUGCAGAGGUUAAGGAGCAUAUUCGACAGCCUAACCGCAUGGUGAAACCGCAAACUAAAGAAGUUAUGCCCGAAGAUAAGGCGAAGGUUGAACCGCAACCGAAAUACAAGCUUUUUUUAGUAACCAAUCCGAAAGUUAUGCUGGAUGCCAGCACAAAGGUUGUAGAUCAGACACCUAAAACUAGAAUGCCUAAUCAGGAAACUAAACUAAAGCAAGAAAGUAAUCAAGAGACGGAAGUAAUCUUAGCAUUGCCGUUUAGAUUCAAGGCUGCGGUACGGACUGUACGAGAGGCUAAAGAGAUCAUCAGAGAGGCAAAGUCUAAAGAUAUACCAGUAGUUGUGAGGGAGGUAAAGGUAGUUAACAAUCUUAAGUCAGGGAUUAAGAUUGAAUCAGAAGGUGAGCCUGUAUCUAGGCUUCAGCAUGAACCAGAAGUUAUAAAGCUAAGAAAACCAGAUGGGAAUAUAUUAAAGUCUAAGGAGCACGUUGUUAUCUCUCAACCGGAACAGAAGAGUAAAUUAGAAGAUAAACUAUACCUAGAAUCUAAGUCUAUCUUUCAGUCUCUUGGCAAAUCAGUGGAUGAACAGAAGUCACAGUACAAGACAAAGUUUAUAAGGCAGACUGAGGUUGAUAACCCCAAGAAAGAGACUAAGAUUGAAACAGAAGGUAAACCAAAUCUAAAGAUGAUAAGUAUACCCCAGAAUAUUCCACGUACUAAGGAGGCAGUAAUCUCUUAUCUCAGGAAUAAAUCUCAAUUUGUAGCGGAACCCAAUCUGGAAACUAUGUCUAUAUCGCCGACUUCAGGCAAAUCAGGGAAAGAUCAUAAGCUGAAGGAUGUAAUUAAGGCAGGGGGCGAUGUAAAGGCUGAACUUUAUGUUAAUAGAAGUUAUCCAGAAACUAUGUCAGAGUUUAAAAGGCACACUGAUAAGGCUGAUAUACCUAAGCCAGAGACUAAGACUGAUUUAAAAGAUAAAUCAAAUCUUCAGAUCAUAUCUGAAUUCAAAGAUAUACUAGAAGUUAUAUUGCAAAGCCAACAAGAGGUCAGACUACAUACUAAAGAGUCUGUCAUCUGUAAGCCUGAGAAGAAACCUAAACUAGUAACUGAACUAAAUCUGCAAACUUUGACCCUGUUACCAAUCUCUAUAAUGCCACGGGAGAAAAUCUGUGUAGAGGUUGCGGUACAAACCGAUAGUGAUUACGCUUUUUCCAAUGCAGAUGUUAUAUCAGAAGUUAAGAGGCAAACCAAUGAGGCUAACUUAAGAAGUGAGUGGAUAUUAGAAGAUAUAGAAGAAGGAUUAUGGCAAGAAUAUAAAGAUAAAGCCAAGAUCAAGUCUAUAUUCCAGCCAUCUUUCCAUUUAAUAGAUGAAAUUCAAGCCAAGGAUAAAUUCAACUCAGAUGUCACGAAGAAGGGGUAUUCCUAUGAAGACUUAGUUAAGCAGCAGCAUAAAGAGGUUGUGAUGUCUAAAUUAGACAAUAAAUCCAAACUCAAAGCUAAGCUAAGUGCAGAGAUGCUGUCAAUAAACCAGAAAGUAACCAAGGCAUUUGAGGAGUUUAAGUUCCUGAAUGAAAGUACCCAUUUUUAUGACUAUAAACUUCAGUUAGGAGGAAUGUCAGAAGUUAUAAGGCCAACAUAUGGGACUAAAUCAAAGCCCAGAGCUGUCGAAGAGGUGAUUUUUAGAACCAAGACUAUAUCGGAAUUUAUAUCGCUAAGCAGAUCUGAUUUUACUAGGUCUUCUAGGGAGUUUAUUCCUGAGCAAUAUAGAGAAGCUGAAAGCAAACCCAUAAUGCCGGUUAUACAGAAGCCAAUGCUACGUAAAUCGAAGAACUUUUGUGAGAAAAAACGGAAGACUCAAGACGUAAGGGACGAUUUGUAUAAUAAUAAACAUAAAUCUAAAGAUAUAGGACAGACUUAUAUCUCCAAAUCCAAUGCUAGCUCUAGCAAAGAUCUGAUAUUUAACCACAAUAAUAAACCAGAUGGUAUGCCACAAAGCAAAUCUGAAGUUAAAAAGCAAACUAAACAGCCCGAUGACACCUCACCUGUAGAUGAAGAGCUCAAACGUAAAGCAAUGUCCGUAAAAUUCUCAGAUUUGGUUGCUAAAUACUCAAAGCCACGGGAGCCCAAGAAAAAACUUCCCAUCCAUGAUUAUCCAACCUACUUUGCUAGCGGGAACAAAACAAGGACAACUGAUGAAAUGAUAGAGGAUUGGGAACGUUAUAAGAUUGUACGUCAGGCAAACAGGGAAGAUGAUGAGAGAUUCCUUCGCGAAUGCCAGGAUUACAAGAACGAUAUGAGAAUUGUGAAUGAGAAGCUACGACAGAUGAGCGAACUGCUCGAUAAGAGUCUAUCCCACGAUUAAAAAUACAUUUGUUUCGGUGGGUCUUCGGUUGGAGGGACUUCGGAAGACCAGAUGUUCAGCACCAGGUCAUUCCCACAUAGUCCAGUUUUUGGGGUCUCAAUAUUUGAUGUGAGACCAUGGAGGACUGAUGGCUGGGUGCUGGUCAGUUGCCAAACUUCUUUGCGGUUAAAACGCAAUGUGUUAAGUCUCCCAUCGGAAGGGUUAUGACCUGGUUUGAUUGGGAAAUAUGAUCGAUAUUUGGUUUUUAAAAGGAUAAGACUUGGUUCUUGUGAAGAAAGGAAAAGAAUGAGGAAAUACUCUGCACUGCAAGGCAAUUUUGAUAAUAUAUUUUUAUAUAUUCUUCAUAAUAAAAAGAACACUAAAGAAAAAGCUA
Molecule: messenger RNA, 3042 nt
Organism: Drosophila eugracilis
Lineage: Eukaryota; Metazoa; Arthropoda; Insecta; Diptera; Drosophilidae
Exons: 2
Coding region: 168-2669 (833 amino acids)
Source: RefSeq, a predicted model, not a curated record